AUGUUGAAUGGUGGAGGACAGUUCUCAUGUAUCUAUAGCAAUGAGCACUUUAUAGUGCUGCUCACAACAUUGAUUUUUGUCGCAAUAUACUCCGUUCCUGGGGUGCGUUCUCAGGCCUACAUUAGACGUACUACCAGCGUUUGUAGAAUCGAUUCGGAAUGUCCUAUCAACUCAUACUGCGAACACUACAAUCCUCCAACGACUUUCGGUGUUUGUUCUUGUCUUCAGGGCUAUUUUAUAUUAACACUCAACUACACACGAGAGUGUUCCCGAUUUGCAACGGCCAUAGGUGAUUAUUGUCAGCAUGAUGACCAGUGCCAAUACCUGCUUAGUACAGAUUCUGAGUGCCGCGAAAACUCCUGCCAAUGUCGAGAAGGAACUCACUAUGUUGAGCGGGAACGACGGUGCUACAAAACCAGUUACCUUGGUCAAUAUUGUCGACUGACAAACAACUGCAUCGGAGAUUACAUGUACUGUCGGGACGGAGUAUGUGUGUGCUCAGUUGGUAAACACCCUAAUGCAGGACGUAACCUAUGCCUUCCAGACGUCCAUUUGAAUGAAAAGUGCUUUCGGGAUGAAGAAUGUAUUACGGAAAAUUCUCGAUGUAGCAGCGUUUGUCGAUGCAAAGUUAGUUAUAUCUUGAAUCAAAAACAGAAUCAAUGUCUUCCAAUUGCCAGAAAGCUACACGAUGUAUGCGAAGAAGAUCUUCAAUGUCUAUACAAUAUACCAUAUUCCCGCUGCCAGAUCACGACGGAAAGUAUUGAAAGUAUAGGCAAAUGCAUGUGCACCAACGGUUAUCACGAGAUUGAUUAUAAAUGCUAUAACUCGGCCUAUCCUAACGGCGUUUGCGAAACUGAUGAAAAUUGCGCCAUCACUCCAGACACAUUAUGUAUCGAUAAUCGAUGUCGGUGCAUGGAUCACAUGAUGGAAAUUGAUGGUCAAUGCUCGACGGGCUACCGGAACCUGUUCCACACAUUCCAAAUAUUUAUAAUAGUUAUAAUUGAUUUGAUCUUGUUAUUUUAG
Messenger RNA from Sabethes cyaneus, 1023 nucleotides. RefSeq names its product prion-like-(Q/N-rich) domain-bearing protein 25. The record is from RefSeq and is a predicted model, not a curated record. NCBI's taxonomy places the organism in Eukaryota, Metazoa, Arthropoda, Insecta, Diptera, Culicidae. The transcript is spliced from 5 exons. The coding region runs from base 1 to 1023 and encodes 340 amino acids.